Messenger RNA from Lactuca virosa, 450 nucleotides. The record is from the annotation of a GenBank genome assembly. Lineage: Eukaryota; Viridiplantae; Streptophyta; Magnoliopsida; Asterales; Asteraceae.
AUGAUCCAUGUUCAUCUUCAAUUGGAGCAAUUGUGGUGGUUGGAUCUUGGACCUGAUCCAAAUGUAAACUAUUACAAAAUACAGUAUGAAGCUCUUUGCAUUCAUGAGAAUCCAAGAUGCAUUUUCAUUGCUACUAACAAUGGUGCCACUAUCAAUAUGACUAAUUUACAAGAAUGUUCAGGUGUUGGGUGCAUGGUUGCUGUUGUUUAUGGAGCAACAAAGAAAGAGCUAACUGUAGUCGGAAAACCACCAAUCUUUUUGAUGGAUUUAUUACAAAAGAUGUAUCAAAUCCACCAUCCAAUCAAAAUUAAAACACGGAACUCCAAGAUUCUAAGAAGAAAAAUAAAACUUAUACAACGUUAGAGUGCAUGACAAAAAUGUUGGAAAUAUAGUUCUUAGUUUAUGUGUAAAGUCUUGUAUAUAUGAUGUAUCUUUUGAUUACAAGUUAAU